GAAGAAAAUCAAGAGAAAGGGAGGAGAGAAAAGGAAGAGAGAUUAAUUAUCCUUUCCCUCCACAAAACUACUGGGAGGAGUGGGAAAUGAAGAAAAGUUAAUCAGGACGAUGACUAUAAAGAGCUGUGGACAUUGUCUUAAAGAUGAUCAGAAAGACAGAGGUGGAGGAAACCCUGAAGAGGAUCCAGAGCCAUAAAGGAGUUAUUGGAACCAUGGUUGUAAAUGCAGAAGGCAUCCCUAUCCGAACCACUCUGGACAACUCAACCACAGUUCAGUAUGCAGGCCUUCUUCAUCAGCUCACAAUAAAAGCCAAGAGCACAAUCCGUGAUAUCGAUCCUCAGAACGACUUAACUUUCCUUAGGAUCAGGUCAAAGAAACACGAAAUCAUGGUAGCUCCAGAUAAAGAAUAUCUUCUGAUUGUCAUUCAGAACCCAUGUGAAUAGACCUGCUACAACCACGACUGCCCUCACGAUGCUGAGCUGGAGACACUUUAAUGAUUCCUAGAAUUAUAUCCCAAUCUAACUUAGUCUUGGAUGUUCUUUUCUAUUUUCACAUCUAAACUAUUCCACAUGUCUCUUUUGGUCCCUUUUGAUUGCACUGUGAACUUGUACUUUUGCUAAAUAAUAAACAAAUUUUGGUAUGUA
This is a messenger RNA of Heterocephalus glaber (naked mole-rat), 644 nucleotides long. The record is from RefSeq and is a predicted model, not a curated record. NCBI's taxonomy places the organism in Eukaryota, Metazoa, Chordata, Mammalia, Rodentia, Bathyergidae.